Lecanosticta acicola is the source of this 2247-nucleotide messenger RNA. NCBI's taxonomy places the organism in Eukaryota, Fungi, Ascomycota, Dothideomycetes, Mycosphaerellales, Mycosphaerellaceae. The record is from the annotation of a GenBank genome assembly.
AUGGCUGAAUCCAACGGCCAGACGGAUAGAUAUCCCUCACCAGCGGGCGGACCUAUUCAAGGCCUUCCAUUCUACCAGAGCACCCAAUCGCAGCCGCAGCACCACCCGGAACGGCGAACGGCGCCCAGCCCACAAGGCGCGCAAGAGACUGAACAGCGCGAGAGGACUUCUGCUUCUCCCAGCUCUCAGCUACGUGGCGAAGCGUCGGGCGAAUCGCAAAUGCGCUCAUCACUGAUCGGCAGCACCUUUGGCAACUUUGGAGCGCCGACGGCGAACAUGGGCAGUCGUACCGCAGCUUCCGAACCUACUUCACCUGAGGGAGCUCCGCAGGGCUCGGUCGCGUACGCCCAGUACACUGGCUCUCCAGGCGCAGCGCCUCCGAGCGUUCCUUUAGCUGGCGACAAGAAGGACAAGCGGCAGAAGGUCAGUCGCGCUUGUGACGAGUGCAGAAGGAAGAAGAUUAGAUGUGAUGCGGUGGACGAGACUGGUAGUACGCCUUGUACCAAUUGCGCUCGUACUGGGGCCAAGUGCGCCUUCAGCCGCCAGCCCAUGAAGCGCGGUCCUAGCAAAGGAUAUAUCAAGGAACUGGCUGAUCGACUACACACCCUGGAGCGGCAGGUUCAUCCUCCCCACAUGCAGGAGCAGCAUCAGUAUGAAAUACAACAGGUACAGAGAGCAAUGGCGGAAGGACUGCAGGCGUAUGGGCACGACCCACGGGUGGUGGUUGAUGCGCGCACUGGCGAAAAGCGAACGCAUGACAUGGCAGAGGCAAUGCAGAAUGGACAGACACAGAUGCUACCUCCGGGUUCGGCUAUCGCUCAGCAUUCGGGAAUGCACGCGUACGGACACCCACCACCACAGCAAUCAGCUCCGGGCGCAACUCAACCUUUCUGGCGCUACGGAGGAGGGCUCGAGAAUCGUCAGGAGCCCGCGGGGCUAACGUACGAAUCCGAGAAUGCCACCACCAUCACUAAUUUCGAUUGGGACGAGGCUGUCAUUGACGAGUACUAUCGCAUCAUCCACCAGACGUUUCCUCUUCUGCCACACAACAAGCAUCGCCUACGACAACGCUUGGGAGAAUGCCCUGCAUCACUCCGAGAAGCAUGUCUUGCUGCUCUUGAUUGCUUGAUGCGUACGUUUCCGACAACAUCACUGCCACCGAAUACUGGAUACGCUCAGGCUCUGAAGCGGACUGCUGAGUUGCUGGCGCAGUAUCCCUUCGACAACCCGAGCAGCCAUACCAACGCUACCAACCUGGUGUAUCUCCAAACACUUAUACUCAUGGCACUUGAAAGCGACAACCACGGACCGGCAACAAUCCGAGGGCAAGCAGGUCCUAGCCGUGCUGAGUGGCUAGGCCGAGCUGCAGGCGUGGCUGGUCAGCUGGAAAUCAACGUUAUUCGGAAUAGAAGCACCUCGGUGAUGGAAGGUGACAGAGACUCGGAAGAGCGUCUUGCCCGCCGAGUGUGGUGGGUGCUGUUCAUUCUUGACAGAUGGCAUGCUUCGUCGACGGCGGACUUGCUCAAGCUGCCCGAGAACAGUGUCGUACUGCUUCCAGAAGAUCAAGUCCUGCUGGGCGAGUCGACUUACCAUCUCGCGCGGCUUUCAUUCAUUAUCGGACAUCUGGCUGCCAUUUUGACUACGACCAAGACCCCGUCCACGGAUGUCAUGGCUCCUUCCAAUCCAGCCUCAUCUUUGCUUGGCCUCACGUUGGCUGGAGAGAUUGAUCGCUUUCGAGAGUCGGUCGAGUCGGUCUGGGGCUCUCUGAAUCUGGUCCACCUGAGCUAUCACCAUUGCCAUCUGCUCAUCAAGCGACUCAACCCGACUACGGAGCCAUCAGAGCUGGUCGGACACGCUGUAAAGGUGGCGACGGUGCUUAACAGUCGCCUGACUCCCGUUACUCCGUUGAACCAUCACUUUGGUGCUUUAGCUGCUAUGACACUCUGCGAGCUCAGCGACGUCCCGAAGACUCGAACCGAAGCUAUCAAGGGCCUUGAUCAGAUGGCCGAGUGUCUGGGUGAAGGUCGCGGGCUUGCCGGAAAACUCGAGAGUGAAGGAUGGGACGGUGCCGUGCGCGAGUUGGUGGUGAAGAAGCGAGAAAAGAUGCAGCAGUAUCGUGAUGGGCUGCAUAAUCUGGCUGAUGCUGCGGUUGGUGGUGACGAUGCCAAUUUCGAUCCUACUAUGUUGACAAGAUAUGGAUAUCUGACCUCUCUUGGUCAGGGGUUGUUUGGUAGGGAGAGUGUUUAA